Necator americanus (New World hookworm) is the source of this 294-nucleotide messenger RNA. RefSeq lists its product as uncharacterized. NCBI's taxonomy places the organism in Eukaryota, Metazoa, Nematoda, Chromadorea, Rhabditida, Ancylostomatidae. The coding region runs from base 1 to 294 and encodes 97 amino acids. Gene Ontology annotation, biological process: protein insertion into mitochondrial inner membrane. The transcript is spliced from 3 exons. Gene Ontology annotation, cellular component: mitochondrial inner membrane. The record is from RefSeq and is a predicted model, not a curated record.
AUGAUUUUACUCGGAUCCGCCAUCGUAUAUAGAAAAAUGGCGACAGAGCAACAACUGCAAGUGGUGGCGGAGUUGGAAAUGGAGAUGAUGUCGGAUAUGUACAGGCGAAUGACCACAGCUUGCCAAGAGAAGUGCAUUGCCAACACAUUUAAAGAAGCGGACCUUACUAAAGGUGAAGCUGUAUGUUUGGACCGUUGUGUCGCCAAAUAUUUGGAUGUGCACGAAAAACUGGGAAAACGGUUAACAACUAUGUCACAAACUGAUGAAGCUGCUCUCCAAAAAAUGAACCAAUGA